AUGUCUCAAACUCUGUCCAGUUUAGAGGUCGUCAAAGAGACUGAUGGGGCGGCAGAACCUCCAGAAUCAAAGUCUGUAAGUGAAAUCGACACCAACUACAGACCAAAGAGUAAGGAGGCAGAUGAAUAUGAGUUAGUUCCAUCCAUUCUCCCCAAUGCAUCCCCUACUGAGGUUGUAAAUGAAUGGCUAAAGACAAUACCACCAGAGAGUGACAUAUAUGAGAUGGAGGACCUCAGUGAAAACAGCGAGAAGAUCAGCCAAGCAGCAGAGGGAGGUAAUGAAGUAGAGGAUAGUAAGAAGACCGACAAUUCUUCAGCUGAGACCUCAAAAGACAUAGAUACGGGUGGGGCGAUACAUCCCGACCUUGACGAUGAGUGCAAAACAGGAACAGAAACAUCCAAUGACAAUAAUGGCUCUCCUCAGACAGCUGAUGCCUCAAAAAUAUUAAAUUCUUCCGUACAAGUCAUGAGAGUACUUUUAAAUCCAAAGUCUGACAGAUGCAACAGUUUACCAGAAAUCUCCCCUGUGUAUGGACAAAAUGAGCAAAAACCAACAAGAAGCGAUAACCGUUGUGUUGAGGAUGAUUACAAUCACACCUCAUCUUCUGGUGUGGAUGUCAACAGUGGCUCCACAGGAUCUGGGAAAAGCAGUGAUGGAAUAAAGAGCAGUAACAGUAAUCACGAAGAUGCUUCUCAACCUGUUUGCAAAGACACAAAGGGAGAUGCUGUGUGGCAUUCUGAGAGAGAAGAGCAAAAGGAGGAAGAUAAUCCAGAAACUAAUGAUACCAUCAGGAACAAUGAUAGUCCAAGAGAGACACCCGAAACACCGUCUUCUUCAAAUAAGAGCUCAGGAACCUCCAGCACCAUCAGCCAAAAAGUAAUACAGGAGGCUGAACUUAAGGGUGAAGAGGACCUUGAUCCUGAGAGUCAUAUUCUUAGUACAAGGGCCGAUUUAACAAAAAGUAUGUCUCACAAUCCAGAUCCUGUGUGGGUCAUAAACUUACUUACUAAAAUAGAAAAACAAUUUAUGGUACACUAUGUCAGUGCAAUGAAAGAGUUUAAAGGUCGAUGGAAUCUGGCAGAUAAUGAUCAACUUGAUGAAAUUAUAAAUGAACUAAAAGCUGAGAUUGAAAGACGGAUCCAAAAAAGCAUCAACAGAGAGGUAAAAAAGAUUCAAGACAGUGUGGGCCUUCCAAGACCUCCCAACGACACAGUAUCCCAAGAAUCAACAUCGCAAGCAAAGGAGAGAAAACAGAAGCUGAAGAAAAGGCUCCAACAUUCAGCGGGAUCACAAGACGAAAUAAGUGGCAAUUCCACAACAGGAACACCUUACAGUGACCAGCGCAGUGACAACACAGAUGAGUCCUGUCCAUGCGAAACAUGCAUAAAGAAAAGAAAGAACUCAGAGGCCUCUCUACGGAUGGAAGCUACAAACGCGGCGCAUUCAGGUAACUGCAGAAAUAGUGAUGAAAUCAAGGUAGCAGAGACGCUUGUAGAAAACGUUGUUUUUGCAGCAGUGAAAGAAGUGGAGGGAGAGAAAGUGGAACAAUGUACAGAAAAUACCUCUUCAUAUGAAGUAGACAAAAAGGGAGAUGACUGUGAAAGUAUGGAAUCUUUAACAAAACAUGAAAAACAGAAGAAACCUGUAGUUGCAGAGUGGGACAGUGAAGAUGAUGUUAAUGAAACUUUAGGAGAAGAAGCAAAAACUGUAGAUGAAACCCCAUUGGAAGGAGAGACUGAAGACUUUGAUGAAGAUGAGUCAGAAGAAAUAAAAACCAAAGCUGUGGAUGACAAAGACGCAAUAAUGGAGGCUGAUGCAGAAACAGCAGCAGAGGAGGAAUCAGCGAAAGAUGAGAAUCCGGAGGAAGAAUUGGUCAAAAAUGAAAUACGUGUCAUAAAUGAACCUGAACUCUUAAAUGAAUUGUCUGUAGCAAGUACAGCAGAAAAAGAAGAGGGCAACACUGAAACAGCAGAAGUAUCAAUGGCAGCAACACAUGAAAAUAAAUCUGAGAGAGAUGAGGUUGUUGAAGACUUUGAUGAAGCUGAACAUGAAUCUGUCAAGGAGGCAGCUUUGGAAAUAGGGAGUGUUAAUGAUGAAGAAGAGGAUGGUGGUUUAGAGGACUUUGACGAAGAUUCAAAUUCCACCACAAAUGACGAUGACACUUCUGAUGAUACCACUAGUCACGGAUUAUCAAGCGAAGCAGCUGACGAUGCAAAAGAAGAUGAAGUUGCUGUGGAGAAGGAGUUUGAGAUGGCAAGAGAAGAUGAGGUUUGCGAUGUCCAAACUAAAGUUUCUGCAGGUGAAGAUGAAACUGUAAAAGAAAGCGACGAGUCUGCAACAAGUGAGCAUGGAUCUGUAACAAGAAAAAAUUCAGAAGAAGGCUUACAAAGUGAUCUAGAGGUGGUUUCACCUAUAAGUGAAGAUGAUCCCCCAACUCAAAACCAGAACUUAGUAUCUGAUAAUGAUUUAGCAAAAGUGCCAGAUGACAUAGCGACAACUGAAGAUGAUACAUCAGAAGAAAAACAUUCCACUGGAGACGAUGAAUCAAAGGAAGACACUGAUGCUGAAGAGGAAAGUUCUUCAGAAGUGAGAGCCUCAAGUGAUCACGAAUCUGAGAGUGAGGAACCUGUGAAAAUGGAGAAGGUAAAUGCAGAGGAGGAGUCUUCUGCUGCCAGUGAAUCCCAAUCUGCAGAAGAUCUUGAUGGUACCUCCAAUGCAAUCUCAGGUGAAGACGAACCGGCAGAAGAAGCUGCUGCAGGACGUGUGAGUAAGCAUGACUCAGAGAAGGAUGAAGAGGAGGAGGAAAGCAGUGUGGUUAAAAAGGAAAAGCCUCUGGAAACUAGUGCAGAUGAAAACAGGGAUACAUCUACAGCAGAUGAAUCAUCAUCAGAAGAAGAUGCUAAAAUGACAAAUGAUGACUUAGCUACAGAUAAAGAUCAGGCUGCUACCAGUCAAAGUGAAUCUAAAGAUGAGACUGACGAAGAUGAGACUGGCACAGAAGAGGCUGACAAAGAUGAGGAGACUGAACUGCACACACAGGAAGACACAGCUGAUGAUGUAAAUGACACUGGAGUUAUAAGUGAAGAUCUUUCUACAGAAGAUGAAACCCCAAAGGAGAAUGUUGCUAUGUGUAGAGACCCCUUAAAUGAACAAUCUGAAAAAGACCUGCCGAAGACUGAAGAAGAACCUGCAACCCCAGAAACUAACAGCGAUUAUCCUGGUGUCACCAGUGGAGCCGAAAACGACAGCAAAGAAGGGGAACCUGACCAAGCCAACAAUGAAGAUCCAACUGCCAUCUUCAAAGAGCCCGAUCAAGAAGAGGUUACUGCAAACAGAGAGAGUGAAGAUGAAAAUGAGGAAGACCAUGGUGAAACUCCUGUGGUAGACCAGGCAGAUAUCACAUCUGAAGAUGGAGAAGAAGACACCACAAGCAAAAGUUCCAGUGAAGAUGAAUCAAAGGAAGAAAGCAAGAACUCUGGAACUGAUGAAAGCAGACCUGGCUCAACUGUAACAGAUGCAAAUGACACAACAGGACAAGACGAGUCAAGAGUUAGCAAUGACAGUGAGUCACCAGAUGAUUCAGAGGCCGAGCCCAAAAAUCAGGUUGUGGAUGAGAUUCUGCAGGAGGCUAGUGAUGAAAAUGAGACUCCAAGUAGAAGUGAGGAGCAGGAGAAGACAAAAUCAUCGGAGAAGCCUGCAGACAGCAAUGCCAGUGAACUAUUGACAGAAGACAAGAGUGAAGAAGACAAAUCCUACAGUGAGGACGUUAUGGAGCAAGAACAUAAAGUUCCAGAGGAAAAGUCUGGAGAUGUGAUCACAGAAAAUGAAACUAAAGAUGAAUCUGGUGAGGAAGAGACAGGAGCCGGAGAAGAGACAGACGUUCUAACAAUCAUCACAGAUGAAGGACAGGCGUUCAAAGAAGAUACAGGAAGAAAAGAUGUUCAGAAAUCUGAAAGUAAAGAUUUUAAUAGUUGUGAAAAAGAAAAAAACAUGGAUGACGCUCUUGACAAAGAGGAAGAAACCGAGACCGCCAAUGAUGACUGGAGUGGAGACGAGGGAAAUUCUGCCGAUGAAGAGGAUGAAGCAGAGGAAGACUCAGACGAACCGGAAGAACAUACUCAGGCUGAACUAAAACCAUUAGUCAUAAGCAAAGCAACCAAUCAGAGUCAGCCUGACAGACAAGGGAAAGAAACACUGUUGAUGCCUCUUGAUACUCUGAAAAAAGAGAAGGAUGAAUCUGAAGAUGGCACUUAUGCAGAUAUUGAAGAUUCUGAGACAGAAAUAAACAGCCAGAAAUAA
Messenger RNA from Oryzias latipes (Japanese medaka), 4299 nucleotides. The record is from RefSeq and is a predicted model, not a curated record. Lineage: Eukaryota; Metazoa; Chordata; Actinopteri; Beloniformes; Adrianichthyidae.